UCCAAAGUCCUUAAACCUCCUUUCUUCCCCUCAACCUCUGAAGUUUGUACGUCUAUAAAGCCAUGAACCAUCCCCAAGUAACUGACCAAAAUCAUAAAAGUACUGGUAACUCUUGCCACCUUUUCAUCAUCACCAACAAACCAAAACAAAAGCCAGCAACAGAAAUAAAACCCUAGAUUAAGGGCAGAAUAGAAAAAUGAAGCAAAACUUCAAAACCAGUAUAAUUAAGAAACCACCAUCAUCAUCAUUCUCACCUUCAUCAAUCUUGAAUUACCUCUUCAUGUCUACCGUCAACACAGCUGCAAGAACUCUAAACUCAUUUGUUCAGUCCUCAUCAUCACCAAACCCUAUGUCAUGGAAACUGACUGAUCAUUUUCGUUAUGCUGGAAUGUUAUUGAUAUGGUUUACUCUAUGGGUGUUAAGAGUUUUGAUGGAUUAUGUUCCUCUUUCGUUUGUUCCUUCUCCUCUUCUUGAUGGACUUGCAUCAUCCAUUGGACUUGCAUCAUCUCAUGAUCAUCACUCAACUUCUUUUUAUGGAGGUGAUCCGUUAUCCUCUUCUUCUACUUCACCUUCAAUGGAUUUGGUACUGCAUCAAGGAUAUGGCGGUAGUGGUGGUAAUAACUAUUAUUAUGAUGAAAGUAUUGAUAUUAGUGAUCAGCGAGGAGGAGGAUCUUCAUCAUCUAAAUCAAUCGGUAGAGCGCUCUCUCAUAUUUUUACCUUGAUGAACGAGAUACCAGCAACAUCAAGGAAGUAUCAAUUUGCAGUAUCAAUGGCUGACAGAAUCGUCGAUGAGAACGUAAGAGAAGGACACGCAGCACUGCAGGAGGUGAACCGCAUGGCACUCUCAUACGCCUUCUCGCGUACCUAUAACAUGUUGUACAGGUCACUACAAGACAACAAUCAAGCCAAUGUUAUGGACCAUGACACGGGAACUGGACUUUUCCGUUCACUGCCAUUAGGGUCGUAUAUGGAAUCGGGGCUUCGCUUUUGUCUCAAUAGUUUCACACCGUUUGGAUUAGGAGGGGUUUUGCUCGACAGCUUUACGUCUAAAAAGGUAAAGAAGCCGGUCACACCCGGAGGUGGAUAUUAUGAUGAGGAGGAGCGGAUCUUGGCAGCUGAGAAAUUAGCUCAGGAACUGCUUUGGAUUACAAACAAGCUUCGGGCUUGUGGUGCAGUAGAUGAAGCAUUGGGCCAAUGGAGUUUAGCGUCAGGGCUAGCCUCGCUGUCUUUCUCCUCGCAUCAUAGGGUACAAAGCCUCAUUGUUAAGAUUACAAUUAUCUUGCUUGGAGAGCUAGCUAGAGGAGCAGGUCAUCAUAAGGAGUCGUUGCUGGUAGAGGCACCAAGGGAAGUGAAAUACAGACUACUACUUCUGUGGAUACCUCUGUUAUGCUAUGCCAAUGGUGGGUUGUCUUACCCAGUACUCACAGGAAUCGAGAAGGCAGAGACGGAAAGAGUGAUCGAUCAAGUGAUAUCGACGUUACCUGCAUCCGAUCAAGAGAUAAUACUAACCAAUUGGUUACAGGACUAUACCAAUUCCAGUUCAGACUGGCCUAAUCUCCAAAGAUCUUACGAUCAAUGGUGUCGAUCAUCUCGCAACAACAUUCUCCUCCUUACGAAAGAAUGAACACAAAUGGGUACGCAGAUAUAGAGUUCAAUCAUCAUAAUAGUUUUCAUCUAGAGUUAGGAUAGGACUAUACAAGAUAUGUAAUGUAGACAAUGUGGUUCAUUUAUGUCAUUGUAAAAUAACAUAUUAUUGUAUCAAUGUAAUAAUAAGUACUUGUUCUUUAAUAAUAAGAUGAGUUAGGAGUAUUACUAAGAGUAAUAAGUGUACUUGUUUCAUGUGUGAUAUGUCAGAAUUUCAGCUUCCAACUAUAAUUCAGAUUAAAGUGUA
Papaver somniferum (opium poppy) is the source of this 1891-nucleotide messenger RNA. RefSeq lists its product as uncharacterized. Bases 197 to 1624 code for a protein of 475 amino acids. Lineage: Eukaryota; Viridiplantae; Streptophyta; Magnoliopsida; Ranunculales; Papaveraceae. The transcript has 3 exons. The record is from RefSeq and is a predicted model, not a curated record.